AUGCCCUUUUCCGACUUUGUCUUAGCGCUGAAGGACAAUCCCUACUUCGGGGCUGGCUUUGGCCUGGUAGGGGUGGGCACGGCUCUGGCUUUGGCCCGGAAGGGGGCCCAGUUUGGAGCGGUUGCUUUUCGCCGACACUACAUGAUCACCUUGGAGGUGCCCAGCAAGGACAAGAGCUACCAGUGGCUGCUGAGUUGGAUCUCGCACUAUGCCAAGCACACUCAGCACCUGAGCGUGGAGACCUCGUACCUGCAACAUGAGAGCGGGCGCAUCAGCACCAAGUUCGACUUUAUCCCCAGCCCUGGGAACCACUUCAUCUGGUAUCGGAGGAAGUGGAUCCGCAUCGAGCGGAACCGAGAGAAGCAAAUGAUCGACCUGCACACGGGGACCCCCUGGGAGUCAGUGACGUUCACAGCCCUGGGCACCAAGCGGGAGAUCUUCUUCAGCAUCCUCCAGGAAGCCAGGGAACUGGCUCUGAGGCAGCAGGAGGGGAAGACAGUCAUGUACACGGCCAUGGGUGCCGAAUGGCGGCCGUUUGGUUUCCCGCGCCGCCGUCGGCCGCUCGCCUCCGUGGUGCUGGAGAAGGGGAUCUCGGAGAAGAUCGUGCAGGACGUAAAGGAGUUCAUCGAGAACCCCAAGUGGUACAGUGAGAGAGGAAUCCCGUACAGGAGGGGCUAUUUGCUUUACGGGCCACCGGGCUGUGGGAAAAGCAGCUUCAUCACGGCCCUGGCCGGGGAGCUGGAGUACGGCAUCUGCCUGCUGAGCCUGAGCGACCGCAGCCUCUCCGAUGACCGCCUCAACCACCUCCUCAGCGUAGCGCCGCAGCAGAGCAUCAUCCUCCUGGAGGACGUGGACGCGGCCUUCGUCAGCCGGGACCUCGCUGUGGAGAACCCAACUGCCUACCAGGGCAUGGGACGGCUGACCUUCAGCGGCCUCCUCAACGCGCUGGAUGGCGUCGCCUCCACGGAGGCCAGGAUCGUCUUCAUGACCACCAACCACGUGGACAGGUUGGACCCAGCCCUGGUACGCCCUGGCCGGGUGGAUCUGAAGCAGUACGUGGGACCCUGCUCCUGCUGGCAGAUUUCCCGCAUGUUUCAGCGCUUCUACCCAGACCAGCCGGCGGCUGCUGGGGACAAGUUUGCAGAGCAGGCACUGCGCGUCUCCGAGCAGAUCAGCGCUGCCCAGGUGCAGGGCCACUUCAUGCUGUAUAAAGCAGACCCAGCCGGGGCCAUUGAAAACGUGCAGUCGAUUUCCCUGUGACCGAGGGCGGGCGCCCUCAGAGGGGAGGGGCUUGCGGCGCCAUUCCUGGGAGUGACUCAUGGAGGACGUGAUAACCGUCAGGAUGCUGCUUUGUGACAGUCCCAGGGAGCCGAUCGCUCUUUGUUUCGCUA
Messenger RNA from Emys orbicularis (European pond turtle), 1391 nucleotides. It is a transcript of the gene BCS1L, whose product is annotated as mitochondrial chaperone BCS1. Gene Ontology annotation, molecular function: ATP binding; ATP hydrolysis activity. Gene Ontology annotation, cellular component: mitochondrial inner membrane. The coding region runs from base 1 to 1260 and encodes 419 amino acids. The record is from RefSeq and is a predicted model, not a curated record. The transcript has 7 exons. NCBI's taxonomy places the organism in Eukaryota, Metazoa, Chordata, Testudines, Emydidae. Gene Ontology annotation, biological process: protein insertion into mitochondrial inner membrane from matrix; mitochondrial respiratory chain complex III assembly.